AUGCCCGAUGUGGAUAGAAUGCUUGAGAAGUGUGGCGACUUCGGUCGCUACCAAUUCUUCCUCCUCACGCUCUUCGCCGUGGUGAAUGUGCUCACGUCCUGGCACUACUAUUCGCAGACCAUCAUCAGCGUCGUGCCCGAUCACUGGUGCUCCACCGAGGCCACACAGAAUCUCUCAAUCGUGGAGCUGAGAGAGGUGUUCUCCACCUAUGACGAUCCCUUCUGCUCGCGCAUGGUCAACGAGGAGUUUUUCCCCAAUAUCUGGAUGGAAACGACCUCCGAAAGGCGGCGGCAGUGCGAGCACUGGAUCUAUGAUCUUGAUUUUGGGUACCAGAGCAUGACCAGCGACCUCAAUUGGGUCUGCGAGUCAGCCUGGAAGUCCACUCUCGGACAAUCCAUGUACUUCAUAGGAUCCGUGGUGGGAACGCUCAUCUUUGGCAUUCUGGCGGACAAAAUUGGCCGCCUGCCGAUCCUCGUCCUGGCCAAUUGUGCCGCUCUCCUGGGCAACGGAGCCACGAUCUUCUCCACGUCUGUGCCCACGUUCUGCAUCUGCCGCUUUAUCUCUGGCCUGGCUACGGACAGUAACUUCGUCAUGAUGUACAUCCUCGUGAUGGAGUACAUCCGGCCGUCGAUGCGGACUUUCGGGCUGAACAUCUGCAUUGGGAUCUUCUACUGUUUGGGUUCAAUGGUGACUCCAUGGAUCGCAGUGGCGGUGGGAAAUUGGAAAGUUUUCCUAAUGGUUACUUCCCUGCCCAUCGCCAUCAUUCCUGGCUUCUACUUCAUCCUCCCCGAGAGUGUUCACUGGCUGAUUUCCAAGGGAGACGUGGAGGGAGCAAUCAACUGCUUUCGUAGAGUGGCUGCAUUCAACAGACGCCAUCUGGACGAGCAGACCAUCCGAGAGUUCAGGAAUGAGAACACCAGCGAAUCUAAUGGAUGUCAGAAGAAAUCUCAGGCGAAUCUUUUCGAUCUUUUCAAGACACCGCGCCUGCGGAGGAACACAUUUAUCCUAUUUUUCAAAUCAAUGGUCAUCACACUUUGCUAUGACAGCAUCUCGAGGAAUGUCGAGGGAUUGGGCUUGUCACCCUUCAUCCUCUUCUCCCUCAGCGCCACAGCCAUCUUUCCAGCCUGUCUCGUCCUCUGGGCACUCCAAGACAAGAUCGGCCGCAAGGCAAUGGCUUCCAGUUCGCUUCUGGUCAGCGGUAUUUUCACCACUUGCACGGGUAUCGUGUUGGCUUAUCAAAGAGGCGCCGCCACUAUGUCUGCCACACUCCUGGCCACUCUGGCGGUUAUAGGGAGAUUUGGGGUUACUGUGGCGUAUAAUUCCAGUGCUCAGUACGCCACCGAGCUCAUCCCCACGUGCGUUCGUGCGCAGGGAGUGAGCGCAGUUCACGUGGCUGGAUAUGCGGUGACUUUCUUCAGCACAUUCAUCCUGUAUCUGGGACAUUAUUGCAAGGCUCUGCCAGCUCUAAUCCUUGGUGGGUUAUCUCUGGCCGGAGCUGUGCUGUGCCUCUUCUUGCCAGAGACGCUCAACAGAACAAUCCCAGCCACGAUUGAGGAAGGGGAGAGAUUCGGCAUGGGAGAGCGCGUCCUGCACUUCUCCUGCUUCGAGAAAUCCCUUGAGAAAUCUACUUCGGAUAAUACCAGUACAGUUACUACAUUAGAUACAUAGCACAUGAGCACCUGAAAAUACAAUAAAAAUAUUUUUAU
This is a messenger RNA of Phlebotomus argentipes, 1706 nucleotides long. Its product is annotated as organic cation transporter protein-like. The record is from RefSeq and is a predicted model, not a curated record. Lineage: Eukaryota; Metazoa; Arthropoda; Insecta; Diptera; Psychodidae. The coding region runs from base 1 to 1668 and encodes 555 amino acids. Gene Ontology annotation, molecular function: transmembrane transporter activity. Gene Ontology annotation, biological process: transmembrane transport. The transcript is spliced from 3 exons. Gene Ontology annotation, cellular component: membrane.